CCAGAUCAGAAAUGUGGAGGAAGUGUUGUUGCUGUUGCUGUUCAGAUGAACUCUGUGCCGAUUUCCAAAGGCCACCUGAGCCUGGUGACAGGGAUACGCGAGCCACUCGGCAUCCAUGUUUUUGAAUCUCAGCCGUAUAUCGGGGUGAGAGAUGUGAUGAGAACAUCCCACUUGCCUGCGUUUGGCCGGAUUCGACGCGCGGGGGGGGUCGUUGCUCUGGGUGUGGGGAGCGAGGAUGCGCUCUCUGCACCCUCCGGCUCGUCGCGGGGACCCAGCCCCCUCACCAUGGGGGCACAGGACACCCUGCCCGUCGCCGCCGCCUUCACGGAAACCGUCAACGCGUACUUCAAAGGGGCCGACCCGAACAAGUGUAUUGUGAAGAUCACGGGGGAGAUGGUGCUGUCGUUUCCAGCGGGCAUCACCCGACACUUUGCCAACAACCCCGCUCCGGCAGUGCUCACCUUCCGCGUGCUGAACUACAACAGGCUGGAGCACGUCCUGCCAAACCCCCAGCUCCUCUGCUGUGACAACACACAGAGUGACGCCAACACAAAGGAGUUCUGGGUCAACAUGCCAAAUCUGAUGACUCACCUAAAGAAGGUAUCGGAACAGAAACCACAAGCCACCUAUUACAAUGUGGAUAUGCUCAAAUACCAGGUAUCUGCCCAGGGUAUUCAGUCUACUCCAUUAAACCUUGCAGUGAGCUGGCGGUGUGACCCUGCAAGCACUGACCUCCGCAUUGACUACAAAUACAAUACAGAGGCAAUGACCACACCGGUAGCUCUAAACAACGUCCAGUUCCUCGUCCCCGUCGACGGAGGAGUAACCAAACUUCAAGCUGUGCUUCCUCCUGCUGUCUGGAACGCCGAACAGCAAAGGAUAUUGUGGAAGAUCCCUGACAUCUCCCAGAAGUCAGAAAAUGGAGGUGUGGGGUCUCUACUGGCCCGAUUCCAGCUCUCGGAGGGGCCGAGCACCCCGGCCCCCCUGGCCGUGCAGUUCACCAGCGAGGGGAGCACGCUGUCCAGCUGCGACAUCGAGCUCGUCGGCGCCGGCUACCGCUUCUCCCUCAUCAAGAAGAGGUUUGCGGCAGGUAAAUACUUGGCCGAUAACUGAUGGAAGCUUAUGCGAGUCCGUGGAAAAUAAUACGGAAAAUGCCCAAGGACUGCUGUGCGUGGAACGGGUUUUAAUUACAGUUUAAGGAAAAUGAACUAAAUCCUGCUCUCGGGACCUUUCUGUUGGAAGUGUCGACAACUUUCAGCAUUUUUUCCUUGGAAAACACCGUCUUGACCAGUCCUACAGUAUUUACUUCUAGAUGUAACAUUGUUAAUGGUUUUAAAAUGUAAUUAUUGUAUUUGUAAAUUGUACUCAUUCCAGUAAGGCUGUAUUUUGGCAGUUAGACACUUGAGUUUUAGCAUUUUACCAUUCAUGAAAUGGAUGUAAUUUAAACUGUGGUAUAUAAAUUUAAUAGUAGUACUGUUGAAUGGCACAAUGCUUACAGAGGUAGAUUACAUUUUGUCAAUAUAUACGAUUUAAAUACAAUACUGAUAGCUGUUAUGAAGGGGGUGCCUCAUAAAGAGAG
Molecule: messenger RNA, 1579 nt
Organism: Phaethon lepturus (White-tailed tropicbird)
Lineage: Eukaryota; Metazoa; Chordata; Aves; Phaethontiformes; Phaethontidae
Product: SH3-containing GRB2-like protein 3-interacting protein 1
Exons: 9
Biological process (GO): clathrin-dependent endocytosis; synaptic vesicle endocytosis; clathrin coat assembly
Cellular component (GO): plasma membrane; cytoplasm; clathrin-coated vesicle
Source: RefSeq, a predicted model, not a curated record